AUGGUCAUGCAGUGGAUGAAAGCUUCAUGUAUUCAUUCGGAUGUUGUCAAGGCCAUUGAAAAGAGGACUGAUUUUGGAGGCAUUCAGUUAUAUACACUCACAUUGGAUAAAUGUAUCAAUGAAUUCAAAAUUAAGGAGCGACAAGCGAGUGUCUUUAUGUUAUUCGUUGAUAAAUUGAGAAUUGAUAACGUAUUGGAACACGGAGAGCCUCCUGCUGAUAAGCUCGGAGGAGAGGAACCUCCUGUUCUCAAACAAUUACCAACUCAGAUUGGAACCAUUCAGAAUCCAUACAUUUUGAGAGCCCCUACCCGAGCCAAUUCCAUCAUGAGAGAUUUGAGUGAAUCGGCAACAAGCUCCAACAAGGAGUCAUCCAAUCCCAUCAGUAACAACAACACUGAAAUUAACUUCUCACCUUCUAACAGCAUUGAUAUUGGUGGAGCAACGAGUCCGAAUCGAAAUAACAGAACUUCGACGAUUAUAAUUGGCUCGGAAUCACUACAGAACUCGUCAUCAGCUUCUGAUUCCUCGUCACCUCGCAUUGCAGGAUCAACAUCCACAACUGUUGCGUCGUCAGCAUGUUCAGGACAAACAGCCAACACAACCACUCCCAUCGAAUCUCCGAAUAUUCAUUCACAUGUAGUGGGUGGUGUGAAUGACGAUGAAAGAAGACCUUCUCGAGAUGAUGUCGAGUUGGCCAUGGAUCUGCUCUAUACCGUGGGAGAGGAAGAAGAGGAGGCAAGAUAUAGAAGUUUACAAUCUGGUAACAGUCUCGAUGUCAACAACAUGGAUAUUCACUACAAAGCAAUGAUGAGUGCAGACAGUAGUGGUGGCGGUGGAAUUGACAUUCCAAAUUCAAAGCUUAGUUUUUAUAUGCAAACAGAUGCUAGCUUACAACCAACCAGUUAUCUGUCCACAUCGUAUGAUCCAAUGUUCGCUAAAAUUAGUUUUGGAUCUGUACCAAACCAGCCUGCAACAGAUCGAUAUUUUGCCUCAAAAGGAGAUGACUUUAAAUCUAUUUCAAUGAUGCCUACAAGUACAUCGACCUCAAUGGAUGAUGAUAAAAGAAAAAAGAGAAAACCAAGAAGAUGCUCUCCUUUCCCUGAAAAGAAACUCACAAUCGAAGAAAGAGAGAGACGAGACUUUUGUCUGAAAAAAAUCCAACAACUACGAUCUCCAAUUGCUCCAAAAUUACAUGAAUUGGUUGCACAGGAUUGUGUAAUUCCAGAGAGAUUUCGAUACAAGUAUUUCAAUCCAGAUAGAGUUGACAGGCCUGUUCACCCAAGCAAGCUCAACCUGAAAAUUAAAUUGGUCAUUACAGAGAUGAGUACUUCAACUGCUCACAGAAUUUUACGAAAGCUUGGAAGCUCAGUUGGAGCUCUUAAGGACCAACAAUUUGGAAUGUACCACUCUGCUCUAAUUAUUGGAGAGUUUUAUGUGGAGUUUUGUGACAGUAGCAUUGCCACUGUAAGGAAAAAGAGUAGCAGUAAGGCUGUUUUUGUUGUUGACAUUCAUACAUACAAGGAUCAAGAAGAAAUUAACAAUGCUUUCAAGGUGAUUUCUGAGGUAAUUUGUGAAUGGAACGGAACUAAAAUGUAUGAUAAUAGAAAAGCAAACUGUCAACAUUUUGCCUUGGAUAUUUUGAACAGAUUACAACUUGCAGAACCAUUUUUCGAUAAAAUUUCAGGAUCAGUUAAAAGGUAUUUGGAUAGAUUAAGAAACGAUGGAGUUUGUGAGAUGAACUACACUGUAGAUGAAAAGAAACGAAAAAUAAUUUUAAACUCCAAAAUUGCAAGUAAGGAGCUGAAAGAUCUCGUAAAGCAAAAAGGAGAUAUUUCUUUCCCUUCACACAGAUUACUUGAUGAAUUUGUAUAUGUGAUAGAAAAGGAAGCAGGUAUCAUGUACUUUGAUCAGAAUAUUCAAGAACAAACAGACCACAUGUUGUUGAAGGCCUUUGACAGAGCUUUUUGGCUUAGAAAUGAGGCCUCUUCACAUAACAAGGAUUUAACGAAACCUCUGGACAACGAAAGAGGAGAACCUAACUGUCCAUUUUCUCAAGUUGACAAGAACGGAAAGCUUAUUGAUCACACCAUUCAUAAUACUUAUUUAUUUACGGGAAAAUAUUCUCCAGAUUUUCCAGAAAGAUAA
This is a messenger RNA of Naegleria fowleri, 2145 nucleotides long. RefSeq lists its product as uncharacterized. The coding region runs from base 1 to 2145 and encodes 714 amino acids. The transcript is spliced from 2 exons. Lineage: Eukaryota; Heterolobosea; Eutetramitea; Acrasida; Naegleriidae. The record is from RefSeq and is a predicted model, not a curated record.